Andrographis paniculata is the source of this 2540-nucleotide messenger RNA. RefSeq names its product ABC transporter F family member 5. NCBI's taxonomy places the organism in Eukaryota, Viridiplantae, Streptophyta, Magnoliopsida, Lamiales, Acanthaceae. The transcript has 9 exons. The record is from RefSeq and is a predicted model, not a curated record. Gene Ontology annotation, molecular function: ATP hydrolysis activity; ATP binding. The coding region runs from base 164 to 2284 and encodes 706 amino acids.
CUAUGGCUCUCGAAGAAGAGAGGCGGCAAGAGACGAGACUCAUUGGACUCUGUGCUUUCCUUCUGCAUUCGAUUCUUCGCCCUGUAUUUGUACCACUAAUUUCUUUGUCUUUCCCCAAGUUUAUCGCUGAUUUAGUGCAAAUUUUGGGGAGGAAGAAGAGGAAAUGGACUUGGCGUCGAAGCUCCAGUUCCUGGAGCUGCGGUCUCCUUUUCUCGCCGGAACAACCCUUCUUUCUCCCGCCGCCCGCCCCCGGCAUCUUCCCUUGACGAGCGCCUCCCUGAAAUUGGCAGUUGUUAAUACCUCGACCUUCAAAAAUCCGUCUCGAAUUUCGUUCAAAUUACACUCGAUUGCUACUGAGAAUUCCACUUCUACAACCACACUUGAAGAGGAGGAUGAAGACAUAGAAGCUCUGCUUUCCAACGGCUCUGCAGAAUCAGAAGUUAACUACAAGCGCGGCAACAAGAGCACCACCGGCGCAUCCAGUAUUUCAUCGGGCGUCAGGUUAGAAAACGUGAGCAAAAGCUAUAAAGGUGUCACCGUGUUGAAAGAUGUCAGCUGGGAAGUGAAAAGAGGGGAAAAGGCUGGAUUGGUGGGGGUUAAUGGUGCAGGCAAAACGACGCAGCUGAGGAUGAUUGCUGGAUUAGAGGAGCCUGAUUCAGGGAAUGUAAUCAAGGCCAAGGAUAAUAUAAAGGUUGCUUUUCUGAGCCAAGAAUUUGAGGUGUUGUCUACGCGGACUGUGAAGGAAGAGUUUUUGAGUGCUUUCAAGGAGGAAAUGGAGGUUGCAGAGAAGCUGGAGAAGGUUCAGAAGGCCAUAGAGAAGUCAGUGGAUGAUUUGGAUCUGAUGGGGAGGCUACUUGAUGAGUUUGAUUUGUUGCAGAGGAGGGCUCAAGCUGUUGAUUUGGAUAAGAUUGAUGCCAAGAUCAAUAAGUUGUUACCUGAUCUUGGAUUUGCUCCAGAGGAUACAGAUCGUCUUGUUGCAUCGUUUAGUGGUGGAUGGCAGAUGAGGAUGUCACUUGGGAAGAUUCUGCUGCAGGAUCCUGAUUUGUUGCUUUUGGAUGAACCGACGAACCACCUUGAUCUUGAUACAAUUGAGUGGCUUGAGGGUUAUCUACAGAAACAAGAUGUGCCAAUGGUUAUUAUAUCCCAUGACAGAGCUUUUCUUGAUCAACUGUGUACAAAAAUUGUGGAAACUGAUAUGGGCGUUUCUAGAACAUACGAAGGAAAUUACUCGGAUUAUGUUAUUGCGAAGGCAGAAUGGAUUGAAGCUCAGUUUGCAGCAUGGGAAAAGCAACAGAAGGAGAUUGAACAGACAAAGGACAUGAUAAGCAGGUUGAGCGCAGGAGCAAAUGCUGGCCGUGCUUCUACUGCUGAAAAGAAGCUGGAAAAGCUCCAGGAAGAGGAAUUGGUUGAGAAGCCCUUCAUACGUAAGCAGAUGAAGAUCAGGUUUCCCGAGCGUGGAAGAAGUGGUCGAUCUGUUGUCAUGAUGAAGAAUUUAGAGUUCAGUUAUGAGGAUAAGGUUCUAUUUGACAAGGCAAAUUUGGAGAUUGAAAGGGGUGAGAAAAUUGCAAUUCUGGGACCAAAUGGUUGUGGAAAAAGUACAUUGCUUAAACUGAUUAUGGGCAUGGAGAAACCAGACAAGGGAGAAGUUUUGCUCGGGGAGCACAAUGUGCUACCCAAUUAUUUUGAACAAAAUCAGGCAGAAGCACUUGAAUUAGAUAAAACAGUACUGGAAACUGUAGCUGAAGUUGCAGAAGAUUGGCGACUCGAUGACAUUAAGGGUCUCCUAGGCCGAUAUAAUUUCAAGGCUGACAUGCUUGACCGGCCAGUUUCCUUUCUAAGUGGUGGCGAAAAGGCUCGGCUCGCCUUUUGCAAGUUCAUGGUCAAACCUUCUACUCUUCUUGUUUUGGAUGAGCCAACAAAUCAUUUGGACAUCCCUACAAAAGAAAUGCUUGAGGAGGCAAUUAAUGAGUAUGAAGGCACGGUUAUUACCGUUUCUCAUGACAGAUACUUCAUAAAGAAGAUAGUUAACAGAGUCUUGGAAGUUAGAGAUGGGACCAUACAGGAUUAUGCAGGAGACUACAAUUAUUAUCUGGAGAAAAAUCUUGAAGCAAGAGAAAGGGAGCUCGAACGGGAGGCAGAGCUAGAGGAGAAGGCCCCAAAAGCAAAGGCCAAAUCCAAGAUGUCCAAGGCGGAGAGGGAAGCUAGAAAGAAGCAAAAAAUGCAAGCGUUUCAAGCUGCUAAGCAGAAAUCAAAGGGAUUGAAAAAUGCCAAGAGAUGGAAAUGAGCUACCCCAUCUAACAGUUUCACAAGCUUCUUGCUGCUGCUAUACCGAUUCACAGCAGAUUAAUCGGUAGCUUGUUUAGGCUACACUGUUUGUUUCUAUGUACAGAACACAACAAAAAUAGGUUACUUGUUUAGAAAUGAAUGAUUUGAGAUUGCAGCAAGCUGUAUGUCAAAAGUGCUAGCUUAUAUUACCUCAGUUAAUAAAUUGAAUUCGACAGCCUUAAAUUACAAAUAAAAGCAUUUGCCUAUAUAUUUCA